Batrachochytrium dendrobatidis JAM81 is the source of this 978-nucleotide messenger RNA. RefSeq lists its product as uncharacterized. Bases 50 to 841 code for a protein of 263 amino acids. The transcript is spliced from 3 exons. The record is from RefSeq and is a predicted model, not a curated record. NCBI's taxonomy places the organism in Eukaryota, Fungi, Chytridiomycota, Chytridiomycetes, Rhizophydiales.
CAAAACUAUUACUCGACUUCAAAACCUACUCAAACUAUCUUGAAUAAAAAUGUAUCUUGUCGCUGCCGUUGCCAUUCUUUCUCUAACUGGAUCCGUUAUUGCUGCCCCAGGGUGCACUUCUGGAGACACCGCUGCGUUUACCCAAUGUGCUACUGGAGUUCUUACCAACUCGGAAGGUUCAGGUGGUCAGGCAGACCAAUUUUCAUCUUGCCUAUCCCUGGCAACCACUGCCAUUCAGUACUAUAACUGCCUGUGUCAAAAGUCUCAAGGUCUUUCUGACUGCUAUUCUUCUCACUGCCCCAACGAUCCUGGACACUUUAUCCAGCAACAGUUUAGUCUGCAGUUCUGUGGUGCAGUCAAGCCAUCUGAACCAUCUGCGACUUCUGGGGCUUCAACAACUGCUCCAUCUGGCGGUGCUGCCUCUACAUCUGGCGGUGCUGCUUCUACAUCUGGCGCGUCGCAAGAAACUGCAGCACCUCCAGUUGCAGCAACAAGUGGUUCGGCCGCUUCAGGCUCUGCAACAGCUCCUGGAUCAGGUGCGUCGGCUACUUCAGCUUCCGGUGCAGCAGCAACAACUUCUGGUGAAGCAGCUCCUGGUGCAGCAACCUCGGCAGGUGCGUCGGCUACUUCAGCUUCCGGUGCAGCAGCAACGGCGGGUGCAUCGGCCACUGUAGGCGGAACUACCUCGCAUCAUUCCAUGACUGCUAGCUUUGGCGUACAGCCCAGCUCUGCUGCUGCAGGCGCUGCAGGUGCUGCAAAGUCAUCUAGCGAGAGUUACAGUGUUAAGAUGGGACUUACAGCAGCAUUAUUGGGCGUUGCAUGUCUGGCAGCAGCACUUUAAAGGACGACUUGUUUAUAUUGGGUGAUGCUAGCUAUAAUUACUUGUGCUCGAAGCUGCGAAUGGCAGCCUUUUGAAUUUUAAUGGAUUGUUUUUUUAUUGGCUUGGAUAAUGCAAAUCAAUAAAGUUAUUGUUAUUUU